GGCGAUUUAAUUCUCUCCUCUCUCAUCGUGUGCGCUGCUUCCAAUGGGGAGACUGGCUAUGGUGUAGCAGCACUUUCAUGCAUCUGAGGAAGGAGAGGGGCCCACAGGAAGACAAGAUAUGGUGACACGUCAGCAGAUGAUGCUCUGCCGUCCGUUGAGCUGAGAGUAUCAGAGAUACAUCUUGAAAGAAUAGAGAAGUGGGAGGUGUUGGGAGAGGAGAGGGAGAGAAGCGAUCAGGAACGGUAGGGAGCGAGACAGCGCCGAUCUACGAUAAGCUCUCCGCUGGUCAAUUGGCGGCGGCGGCGGCGGCGGGGAAGAAGGUGGGAAAGGAGGUAAUCAGGCUGUGCGGCGGCGAUGGCCGCCACGUGGACUGCAUCUUCUUUACAGACAGCAGCCGCGGCAUCGGGUGGUGGUUUGGCGGCGGCGGCGGCGGCGGCGGCGCAGGUGGGCGAAAGCGGCAGAGAUUGGAAGCGGAAGAAUGUGGCAAUCAUCCACCUCGGCAGUAACACUACUAGAUUGAAUAGCGGUGAUCACAACAGCCACGUCAGCCUCCGCAUCAGCCGUGCUGACCUGUCAUCGUCUUCUGAGAAGGUGAGGCGAAGGGCAUCCUGCGCCGCCCAGUCAGCAUCGUGGACCUCGGCGGCCGAAGAUGCAGUGACGGUGGCAGCGGCGGCGGCGGCGGCGGCGCAAUCCUGCUCCGCUUCUCCUUCCGCUUGCUGCUCUUUCUGCUUUUCCUCCUCCUCCUCCUCCUCCUCCUCCUCCUCCUCGUCUUCCUCCUCUAUCUCUUCCCCGAUUGGCUCGUCCUGGCAGAGUUCAGUCAGUAGUUCUGGAGGGCGGCACGUGGCGGCUUCUGCGGUCAUCUCCAGGCCAGGAUUUGGAGGUGGCGGCGGCACCGGACUUCUCGAGAGGCCUGAUUUGAAUUUGGACCAGGGGGGAAGCUCCCCGGACACAGAAGAGGGGGGGGAUUUGGGUAAGUCCCCCCAGAGACGCCGUCAUGGGGGCGGGGAUCGCUACAGGGUCUUGUUGUUAGAUCACGAGAGACAUACAGAGUCCCAAGUGGCGAAAGUUUUGCCAUCGGUUGUACCGUCGGUCUCUCCCGACGAGGCUCGGCGGUUUUUUCAGGAAUCUAGACAGGUCGGAUUUGCAGUGGUCCUCGUUUGCGUGAAGGAGCAUGCAGAGUUCUAUGCGCAAAUGAUGGCCAGGAGUGGCCUUCGAUCAAGCAUCGAACCAGAUAAUGGGGUCCUUUGAGUCCAAAAAAAAGGCGUCGGCAGGGGUCCUCUGAUCGCGAAAACCAUCCGCAGAUGCAAGAUGGCGAGCACUACUGUCUUCCCCCGAACACAACGAACCCUCAUUUUGGCUGUACACGGCCGGAAAUGGGGCUUAUAUAUAUAGACUCCUUAUCAGGGUGCGUUAUUUUCGGGGGAAGACGGGUAGGGGGGGUCUGAAGAUCAAGUGCCGAAUCAGAUAUGGCGGGAAGGCGUGCUCUGACUUUGAGCGUCGGCAGAUUCGACUUCGAUAUCGCUUGGAAGUAGCUGAGAUAGCCUCACAAAAGGGACACUGAUCUCACCCUGUAAUGCCAUAUUUUGAUUGGAUCGUACGAUGAUAAUACGUGACGUACAGUGAUCAUAGGGUGUGCAUGUACGAUCAUCAUCACCGUGUGAUCGCUCUCACCGGAUGAUGAUGAUAUGAUGACGAUUCCUGUGCACGUUGAAAAUGUAUGAUUGGAUGAUGACUGGAUGAUGAUACGGUGGUCAUAUGUAUACAUCAUGAUGAUGAUGUGCUGGCUCUGAAGUCGGUAAAUGGUUGCAGGGAAGUGCACGAGAGAGGUAGGGUUGGUUGUUGCCUUUCGGUUUAAUUAGUAAAAGGGAUGGUUGUUGCCUUUCGGUUUAACUAGUAAAAGGGAUGGUUGUUGCCUUUAGCUUUAAUUAGUGAGGGAUGGUGAUCAUAUCUAUAAAUCACGAUGAUGAUGUCUUGCCUCUGAAGGUGAGGGGAAAUGGUUCCAAGAAAGUGCAAGAGAUAGGAAGGGAUGGUUGUUGCCUUUAGCUUUAAUUAGUGAGGGAUGGUGGUUGUCUUUUGCUCUAAUUAGUUGGUAUUCUUUGGAUCUGUAGCCUGUUUAGUUCAUUUGUCUUUUUCGAUCUUGGCGAGGUGCUCUUGCAGGAGAAUGGACAUUGUGCACACUAGACAAUUCUAGUGUGCACACUAGAAGGUCUGAUGGAUGGACACAUAACUCAUGUGCACCAAGAAGAGAAGGCGAGGGAACUGGAGAGAGAGAGAGAGAGAGAGAGAGAGAGAGAGAGAGAGAGAGAGAGAGAGAGAGAGAGAGAAUUGUUUUGGGAGAGGCCUCAUCAAGAUCUGUAUAGGCAAUACUCAAAAAAGUGAGUUCUUUCAAAUUUUAAGGUUCGUGUGAUGUGGAGGUGAAGAUAUUUCAAAUUGAGGGGUAAGUCGUGCAAGUCGUUGGGAUUUGUGGUAGUAAUGUUGAAAUUUGGAGGGGUCUUUUUCAAAUUGUGGCUCCUUCAGAACUGAUUGUCGACGCCUAAUUGCAGGUGUGGCGGAGGGGAGUGUAUGCUGAAAAUUAGAGGGGGGUUCUUUUGCCAUGGUGGCUCGUGCACAAUUGUUUUGGGUGCCUUAAUUGCCAGGGGUAGGGGAGGCUAGUGUGUAGUGAAAAGUAGAGGGCUUUUUCCGACUGUUACUUCUACAUAGUUUCUUUCAUCGCCUGUUUGCAGGGGUAUGGCAGGCUAGUGUAAGUGAUAACGAUUUGUCUAACUGUAGGUCCGGUAGGUAUCUGCUGAAGUAGACCAACAAAUGGCAGAGCAAGAGAGGCAGGAGGAGGGAGGAAAUCUGUCGGUGCAUGUGCUAUAUAUAGUAGCAGAAAGGUUUUCCCAUUUCCCAAUUAUAUACGUGGUAAAUUUUUGCUCCCUUGCUGGCGUUUUUUGCAAGUAGAACACUUCAUUUACGAGAGAGAGAGAGAGAGAGAGAGAGAGAGAGAGAGAGAGAGAGAGAGAGAGAGAGAGAGAGAGAUGGAAAAGAAAAGAAAAGGACAAUUAGGUGCAUGAACAAUACUUCUGAGUCUCCAGUCACACUCUUUCGAAUGGUGUGGCACAGGCAGAUCGUACAGGAAACAUGGCUUCCAUAUGC
Chara braunii is the source of this 3135-nucleotide messenger RNA. The record is from the annotation of a GenBank genome assembly. Lineage: Eukaryota; Viridiplantae; Streptophyta; Charophyceae; Charales; Characeae.